UCUACCAGAGGUUGAACCCAGGGCCUCCCAAUGCUAGGCAUGGGCUCUGCCGCUGUCUGCUUCCCAGGCGGCUCUAGGAUCUUCAUAUUGUUCAGUAUUUUGGGAUUCCUUUGGAGUGCAGCCUCAUUUGUUUGACAGGAGUGUGGACCAAGGGCAUCAAAGUGUAGGACGUGCAGCAUAAUAAUGAGAGCAUAGCAAGAGCAGUGUCUCCUCUUGAUGGAAGAGGAGACACAGACAUGAAGCUGACUAACUCCUCGAGCACCCACACCCAGCAUGGGAUUUCAAUGAAAAUCUCUCUAAUGGAAAUAGUUUAAAUCAAAUGUUGGGAAUGAAAACAGCAUUAUUUUUUAUUGUUGUUUUGCUUUUUUUUAAAAUAGUCUUAUGUAGCAGUUUUGUGCUGAACUCAGUAAGUAGCCAGGGGUGACUUUGGACUCUUGGUUCUCUGACCUUCAAGUACCGGGAUUGCAAGUCUCAUUCCACUUCCAAAAUACAAUAUCUAAUUUCUACAAUUAAGAGACGCCAGUUAGCCAGAUGCAGUGGUGUCCAUCUGUAAUCCCAGCUGCUUGAGGGGCUGAAGCUUAAGGAGACAGCCUCUGCCGCCGCGUCACGACUCCGUAGAAUCCAUGCAGGUGUUUAGACAACACUGCCAGAUAGCAGAGGAGUACCAUGAGGUCAAAAAAGAGAUCGCCUUGCUUGAGGAAAGGAAAAAGGAGCUCAUUGCCAAGCUGGAUCAGGCAGAAAAGCAGAAGCUGGAUGCUGCUCAGCUGGUUCGGGAAUUUGAGGCUCUGACGGAGGAGAACCGGACGCUGAAGAUGGCCCAGUCUCAGUGUGUAGAACAACUGGAAAAACUCAGAAUCCAGUAUCAGAAGAGGCAAGGGUCCUCCUAACUCUAGCCGAUGAUGAAAUGUGAGCAUACAAGGUUGCUGGCUGUUACGCGCUGGCCAGCAAAAUUUGUAUCUUAAAGGGACAGAGAGCAAAAUGUAUUGCUUCUCUUUAUUACCCACAUGGCAAAUGUCUAGAAUGAAUUUAGUGCUGACUCGCUUCCAGCUUGAGAGAGGGAUAUUUUAUUUUAAGCAAGGUCAUUAACGCAAAGCUAUCACCAGUAUAUAUCUUCAGAGAUCAGAGUUCUUUUCCAAAUAUAUAUAU
Messenger RNA from Peromyscus eremicus (cactus mouse), 1146 nucleotides. It is a transcript of the gene Map3k7cl, whose product is annotated as MAP3K7 C-terminal like. The transcript is spliced from 4 exons. Gene Ontology annotation, cellular component: nucleus; cytosol. The record is from RefSeq and is a predicted model, not a curated record. Lineage: Eukaryota; Metazoa; Chordata; Mammalia; Rodentia; Cricetidae. The coding region runs from base 624 to 887 and encodes 87 amino acids.